AUGAUUCCUCCAGAUGCCAUUUUUGCCUCUAUGGGGAUGUUCAUCAUUGAUGAAAUCCACUACUCUGAGAUGUUUCACCAGGAACCGCAGUACGACAUUAUUGGCGGAGGUGGGACCUACGGGGCCAUUGGUGCCAGAAUCUUCGCCACCAAAGACAACCGCACUAGGAUUGGCUGGAUUGUAGACCAAGGAUCUGACUUUCCCGAACAUAUUCGAACCGAAAUUGACAGCUGGUGCACCGGUGUGAUCUAUCGGAGAGACAACUCCAGGCUCACCACCCGUGGGAAGAACACGUACACGGAGCGGGAGAAACGCGACUUUGAAUACAUGACACCGAAAAAACGAAUUGAGGUGGUUGACUUACUUGAAAAUCCUUCAUUGUUGAAGUCUCAGACAUACCAUCUCAUCUGCUCCAGUGAGCGGUGUCUUGAGAUCAUCGGAGCCUUGAAAGAAGGGCGAGCACAGUAUGAUAUUCCGGAUCCGGUGAUUAUCUGGGAGCCCGUACCCUACGACUGCACGCCCGAAAACUUUGCUCAUUGUUGUGCAAUUUUGGACAGGGUAGACAUAUUUUCGCCCAACGCAGCGGAGGCAGCAGCAUACUUUGACAAGCCAGAACCAAGCGAGCCGGCAGACAUUGAAGCCGUUGCAGACGCGUUCCUCCCCUUUUUGAAAAAAAAGUCACUCUAUGGCAACGGUGUUGUGUUGCGAUGUGGCGCCAUGGGAUGCUUGGUCAAAACUUCCGUCUCCAAGACUACGAGCUGGAUUCCCGCGUACCAUAAUCCGCAGAACCUGGACUACAAGGUGGUGGACCCUACUGGCGGGGGAAACACGUUUGUUGGGGCCUUUGCCGCGAGCUUUAUAGUAGGGAAGGGAAAUUGGACUUUGAGCGGCAUAUGUGGUAACAUUGCCAGUGGCAUAGCCAUCGAAACUAUCGGCGCCCCAGUGCUUUCUAGUGCAAAUGGGAAGGAUAUUUGGAAUGGGGUGAGCUUGGAAAGCAGGAUAUCCAGAUAUAUUGAGCGAAACCCGCAGUUGACCGUCUCAGCGGAGGAAGUUUUAGCCAUUGUCUGA
Babjeviella inositovora NRRL Y-12698 is the source of this 1068-nucleotide messenger RNA. RefSeq names its product Mak32p (gene MAK32). The record is from RefSeq and is a predicted model, not a curated record. The transcript has a single exon. Bases 1 to 1068 code for a protein of 355 amino acids. Lineage: Eukaryota; Fungi; Ascomycota; Pichiomycetes; Serinales.